This is a messenger RNA of Arxiozyma heterogenica, 1617 nucleotides long. RefSeq names its product hexadecenal dehydrogenase (gene HFD1). The transcript has a single exon. Gene Ontology annotation, biological process: aldehyde metabolic process. Gene Ontology annotation, cellular component: cytoplasm. Gene Ontology annotation, molecular function: aldehyde dehydrogenase (NAD+) activity. Bases 1 to 1617 code for a protein of 538 amino acids. The record is from RefSeq and is a predicted model, not a curated record. NCBI's taxonomy places the organism in Eukaryota, Fungi, Ascomycota, Saccharomycetes, Saccharomycetales, Saccharomycetaceae.
AUGUCUACACCCUUAACCUUUACUCCAAUUGCAGAUAUCCCAUCUAUUGUGGCUAAAGGAAAGCAAUUCUAUAGAGAUAGACAAUUAAAUUUGUCACAUGAAAGAAAUGCAAGGAAAAUCGAUUUGGAAUUUAGAAUUAGACAGUUACAGAAAUUGUAUUACUCUAUAAAAGACCAUCAAGAUGAUAUUAUCAAUGCUAUGCUCAUGGAUUUCCAUCGAGCUCCACAAGAGACUAUAGCUUUGGAAUUGACCCCAUUGUUAAAUGAUGUCUUACUUAUUAUCAAACAAUUACCUAAAUGGAUUAAACCUUCUAAAGUGAAAGACAGGUCUGCACCAUAUAUGUUUGGUAGUAUUCAGGUAGAAAAAAUUGCAAGAGGAUUGGCUUUAGUUAUUUCACCAUUCAACUUCCCAUUAUUGUUGGCUUUGACACCAGUAGCUAAUGCUAUUGCUGGGGGGAACUCAGUUAUUAUUAAACCCAGCGAAAUGACUCCACAGGUUGCCCAAUUGAUGGAAACUAUUGUUAGGGAUGCAGAUUUUCCAGAUGGACUAGUCAGUUUUGUUCAGGGGUCUAUUCCAGAGACUACUAAGUUAUUAGAAGAUAAAAAUAUAGAUAUGAUCUUUUAUACAGGUUCCCCUAAGGUUGGGUCUAUCAUAGCCACUGCUGCAGGUAAGCAUUUGAUUCCAUGUGUCUUAGAAUUAGGUGGUAAAUCACCUGUAUUUAUAACCAGAAAUUUCCAAAUGUCGAACUUGAAAGUGGCUUUAAGAAGAUUGUUUUUUGGUGGGUUCAGUAACUCUGGUCAGAUAUGUGUAAGACCAGAUUAUAUAUUGAUUCAUGAAGCACACUAUGAUGCAUUUGUUAAAGAAUCUAAAAAAAUCUUAAAUGAAUUAUUUCCUAAAUUAAAUAAAGACACUGAAUUUACACAUAUGAUUUCUGAAGUUGCAUAUGAGAGAAUCUCUCAAAAGUUGAAUGAUACAAAGGGUCAAUCAUAUGUGCCAGAAUCAUAUUUAAGUGAACAAAAGAAAAGUGAAGUAGAUAAUGGAAAUAAUUUAUUUCUACCACCAACAUUAAUUUAUGGCGUAGAUUGGGAUGAUCCGAUAAUGAAAGAAGAGAAUUUUGCUCCAGUGAUUCCAAUUGUAAAGUAUAAUGAUUUAGAUGAAGUUAUUGACAAAGUUAUUCAAUAUCAUGAUACACCAUUAGUUCAAUAUAUUUUUUCCAGCUCACAGGCUGAUAUAGAUCAUAUCUUAUCACGUAUUAGAUCCGGUGAUUGUGUAAUUAAUGACACUAUCAUCCAUGUAGGAAUUCAAGAAGCACCAUUUGGUGGAAUUGGUUACUCAGGGUAUGGUAAUUACGGAGGUCAACACGGGUUUGAUGCUUUCACUCACGAAAGAACUAUCUUUAAACAACCAUUUUGGAUGGAUUUUGCUUUAUCUAUGAGAUAUUUCCCAUACUCUAAUAAGAAAUCUAAAUUGAUUCAAAUGGCUAAUGAACAGCAACCUUCAUUUGAUAGAAAUGGUAGAAGAAAAUUUGAUUUAGCUGAAAAGCUUCGUUAUUUAAUGGGUGUAUUGACUGGUUUAGCUGGUUAUUAUUUUUAUAAAAAAUUAUUUGAGCAAAGAUGA